ACAGGAUGUUUGAAGUGUAAUCAUGGCUGCUUAUUUGCCACAUAUGCACUGCUCUGGAUUGAUGCAAACCAACUGUAGUUCACUUUGUGGUCAACCCAAAGAAAAGGCUGUGGUUUUGUUUUUAUCCUUAAUCUUGAAAUAGGGGGCUGUGAAGUAUUUUUACAUCUGGUUCAAAGCUCCCUAAUUUGAUUAUUCUGCUUAUAAUUGCUAUUAAUGUUUUUCUUAUCUAGAUAAGCCUGGGGUUUGAGUUUCAUAUUUAAUUUCAGAUAGAGAUGUUUGCGCAUGUAUGUGUUUUUGUGAAACCCUAAAAAUAGUAGUAUGAAGGCUUCUAAGUGGUGGUUUCGGUAGUAAGGAACUCUUUACAAUUAACAUUUGAAUGAUCUCGUACAAAGUUGCAAAAUACCUCGGCAAGCUGAAAAAGAUACCACUUUUUUUUAGUUACUUCUAAUUGUUUAUGUGCUAAAUAGGAAAGUUAAGCAAUCAAAAAUAGUAUGCAUUCUGGGAAAUCAUAGUUCUGUUGGGAUUAAUACUAAAAAAGAAAUUAGGAGCUUAAUAUGUUAAAAGACCUAUAAAAGUUAUUAGAAAUUUAUGCUAAAAAUUUUAUGUAAUACUAAAAUUACAAUAUGUUCAAUUCAGAAAUUAGUAGCUGCAUGUGGAUUCUAAUUAUAGUGCAAGCAGUUGUUGUCUGGAAUCCUUUCCUCAGGAAAUGAAUCAUUAUGGAGCACUGCACUUUUUUAAAUACCUGAAGGGUUGCAGUCUUCAGUGCUUUUUGUAUUCUUUAGCCUACUUUAUUAUUUUUUUGUCCUUCCUUUUCUGUUUAACCAUGUGUUUAGUGUUCCUAUCCUGUAUUCUGUUUUUCUGCUGCUAUGGAUUUGGAAUAUAGAUAACUGAGUUUAGUGAGAGGCAGUAGGAUAGAGUUGGACGUGGAAUUGGGAGUUUUUCUGCUGAACUUCAAGAAUUAAGAACCAUAGGGGCAUACAAGUAUAGGACGUACAGAUCAUUCAAAAAAGGGUCGGACUAGUCUUAGAAACUUUGCCAUAGCCAUACUCAAUGCAAGAAGGUCGUAGAACAGUAUCCUCAGAUUUCUGAAGGAAAGAAAAUACAUCUCAAGCAUUUUAUAAACAUUUUAUUUUUCAAGUGUAAGACAAGAGACAUCCUAACCCAGGAAUACCAGAGAAGUAACAACACUGUUGACACUCUUUUCAAACCGACAAACAAACAAAAACCUAUCUGAGGACAUGUCCAGGCAACCAAUAGCUGAAUUAAAAUAAAAAGUCAGGAAUGGAGAAGCCACAGAAAAAUGGUGUGUGUUGACUACUACUUAAGGAACAUGCUUACCCAGCUGAUGAACUCAUGCCUUUAACCUGCAGAGGUCGUGUUAGAGGCCAGGAACCAAGUCGGGGUGACGUUGAUGACGCCUUGGGAAAAUUUUCCUUGACACUGAUUGAUUCUUUGGACACUCUUGUGGUAUUAAAUAAAACUAAAGAAUUUGAAGAUGCAGUGAGAAAAGUUUUAAGAGAUGUUAAUUUAGAUAAUGAUGUAGUUGUAUCAGUCUUUGAAACAAACAUCAGAGUUCUUGGGGGUCUGUUGGGCGGACACUCCUUGGCAAUCAUGCUGAAAGAAAAAGGCGAGUACAUGCAGUGGUACAAUGAUGAACUUCUCCAAAUGGCAAAGCAAUUGGGUUACAAACUUUUACCAGCUUUCAAUACUACCAGUGGCCUUCCUUAUCCAAGAAUUAAUUUAAAGUUUGGUAUCAGAAAACCAGAAGCUCGGACAGGAACUGAGACAGAUACCUGUACAGCUUGUGCAGGUACCUUGAUCCUUGAGUUUGCUGCUUUAAGUCGAUUCACAGGAGCAACAAUAUUUGAGGAAUACGCAAGAAAAGCUCUUGAUUUUCUCUGGGAAAAAAGACAGCGAAGUAGUAAUUUAGUAGGCGUGACUAUAAAUAUUCAUACUGGAGAUUGGGUAAGAAAAGAUAGUGGAGUUGGAGCAGGGAUUGAUUCAUAUUAUGAAUAUCUGUUGAAAGCCUAUGUCUUACUUGGAGAUGACAGUUUUCUGGAAAGAUUUAAUACACAUUACGAUGCCAUAAUGAGGUACAUUAGCCAGCCACCUCUUCUACUUGAUGUGCAUAUCCACAAGCCAAUGCUCAAUGCUCGGACUUGGAUGGAUGCUUUGCUCGCCUUUUUUCCAGGUUUGCAGGUCUUAAAGGGGGAUAUUAGACCUGCCAUUGAAACUCAUGAAAUGUUGUAUCAGGUGAUUAAAAAACACAAUUUCCUACCAGAGGCAUUUACGACAGAUUUCAGGGUACAUUGGGCUCAACAUCCUUUAAGACCAGAAUUUGCAGAAAGUACCUACUUCUUAUACAAAGCUACAGGAGAUCCUUACUACCUUGAAGUAGGGAAAACACUUAUUGAAAAUUUAAAUAAAUAUGCUAGAGUGCCUUGCGGAUUUGCUGCCAUGAAGGAUGUUCGUACUGGAAGUCAUGAGGACAGAAUGGAUUCUUUCUUCUUGGCUGAGAUGUUUAAAUAUCUUUACCUGUUAUUUGCCGAUAAAGAAGACAUUAUCUUUGACAUAGAAGAUUACAUCUUUACAACAGAAGCUCAUCUGUUACCUCUUUGGCUCUCUACUACAAAUCAAAGCAUCUCUAAGAAGAAUACAACUUCAGAAUAUACAGAACUGGAUGACAGUAAUUUUGAUUGGACUUGUCCAAACACUCAGAUUCUCUUCCCUAAUGAUCCGUUGUAUGCUCAGAGCAUUCGUGAACCCUUGAAAAAUGUGGUGGAUAAGAGCUGUCCUAGAGGCAUCAUCAGAGUCAGAGAGGAGAGUUUCAGGAGUGGAGCUAAACCCCCUCUGAGAGCCCGAGAUUUCAUGGCCACUAACCCUGAACAUUUAGAAAUCUUGAAGAAGAUGGGGGUGAGUUUGAUUCACCUCAAAGAUGGGAGAGUCCAGUUGGUUCAACAUGCAAUCCAAGCUGCUAGUUCAAUUGAUGCUGAAGAUGGGUUGAGGUUCAUGCAGGAGAUGAUUGAACUGUCAAGUCAGCAACAGAAAGAACAGCAGCUACCUCCACGAGCUGUACAGAUUGUUUCCCACCCAUUUUUUGGCAGGGUAGUGUUGACUGCUGGACCAGCUCAGUUUGGGCUAGAUCUGUCUAAACAUAAAGAGACGAGAGGAUUUGUUGCAAGCAGUAAACCAUACAAUGGUUGUUCAGAGCUUACUAACCCCGAGGCAGUGAUGGGAAAAAUCGCUUUGAUACAAAGAGGACAGUGCAUGUUUGCAGAAAAGGCACGCAACAUUCAGAAUGCUGGUGCCAUUGGUGGCAUUGUUAUUGAUGACAAUGAGGGGAGCAGCAGUGAUACUGCCCCUCUGUUCCAGAUGGCAGGUGAUGGGAAGGACACAGAUGACAUCAAGAUCCCCAUGCUAUUCUUAUUUAGUAAAGAAGGAAGUAUCAUACUGGAUGCCAUCCGGGAAUAUGAGGAGGUGGAGGUGCUCCUUUCUGACAAAGCAAAAGAUAGAGCAGCAAUAUUAAAAGGUAAAAUGAUUCCAAGCUACAUUAUUAACAGUAAUCCUGAAAUGGAAAAUGAAGAACAACCAUCCUCUGAAAAUGAUUCUCAGAGUGCUGAACAGAUUACAUCAAGUUCUCAGGAGGUUGAUUUGGUUGAUCAAGAGUCUCCUGAGGAAAGUUCUCUAAACUCUCAACCAGAAUCAUUAUCUCCAGCAGAUAUGGACAAUGCUGCAAGUGUUUCUCCUUCUGAACAGAUUUCUAACCCCAUGGAAAACCAUGAGACUACAAGUCUUGAUGGUGAAUGUACAGAUUUCGAUAACCAGCUUCAAGAACAAUCAGAAACUGAGGAAGAUUCCAAUCCUAAUGUUAGCUGGGAUAAAAAGGUCCAGCCUAUAGACUCCAUAUUAGCAGACUGGAAUGAAGAUAUAGAAGCAUUUGAAAUGAUGGAGAAAGAUGAACUAUGACUCACUAAAGAAUCUGGUGGUAGGUAUUUAAAAAGAAAAGCCAAACUGUGGUUAACAGACACCCGAAUACUAAGCAGGCUCUCUAAUGGGAGUCUUUAAGUAUGGUGAUGAGCAACCACGUUCUGACUGAGAUAGUUAACAUAGGAAUCUGGAGCAUGCCGUGUUAGAACUGACCUUGCUUAAAACCGUCCCAUCAAAAAUGGAAACUCCCAACCCUCCCCCUCUCCCCACCCUGACCCCAUGACAGCGUCGCGUGCCACCCUGCAGCACCUCAGGCCAGGAAAAGAUUGCUGGCGUUCCUAGGAACCAGAUUUCUGCAGUCUUGUCAGAUAGACAAGAAACAAAUUCGGUUAAUAGUGGAGAGGAGAAUAGGAAUUUGUAGAGCUUUCUAAUUAAAGGAAGUUCGGCUUUCUUGGUUUUGGGGUUAGAGACUCUUUGGGGGAAAAUACAGAUGAGUACUGCGGGCAUUCUGGUUAUGUUGCCUUCACAAAAACACUCAGAGUGACCUAAGUGAUUGUGAAGCAGAUGCGUUCAUGGUGAAAGCAGCCUUUGCGCAUCACUUUCACUUGCUUCAUUGUGUAACAAAUGAUCAAGAGGACUUGAUUUUUUUUCUCUCCUCACAAUGUCCUUUUCAUUUAAACCAAAGGUGAAGCCAGUGUACUUUCUCAGUGAGUUCUCUGCAUAAAGGCUAAUCGUUGGGACCAGGAUAAAAGGUCAUAUAAUAUAUUGUGGAAAUUGGUUACUUAAUGCUUCUGAAAAAUGGAACAAGGGGGAAACUGUAAUGUUGUGAUAAUGAACUUGCCAUUGGGCCUUCCAUAGGGAAAGCUGUGACUGACCUGAAAUGGCACUUAAAGUUCUGUCCUUGUAGGGCAAAUUAUAAAUCUUUUCCAGUUCAUCGCUCUUAGAGGUGAUUACCUCUAGCCAUCAGCCUUACUCCAUCCCAUGUUUAGUAUGCAAUUUGAGCCACAAGGGCCACAUCGCCAGUAGCUGAGUACAUUUUGUUCCAUUUUUCUAUCUUAGGGAGCCAUGAUAAAACUGUGGUAGUAAUCUGAAAAUCCUAGGGAAACUACUAUUUUUCUUCUUUGAAACUAUGGUUUCUAAAGUUGCACCUAAGGAGUCUGUCACAUUUUCUGUUGAAUCAUGGUUUUUAAGAUGUUUCAUUUUUGUUUUGUUUUAACAAAUAUUCCUUCUGAUAUGGACUUGAAAAUUAGUCUAUGGUAACCUGUGUAAAAAACUUACACAGUAGCAACUAACAAAUAGCCAUAUAGCUUAAUGAGAAUUUCUUUUUCUUUUCUUUUUUUUUCUUUUCUUUUCUUUCUUUUUUUUUUUUUUUUUUUUUUUUUUUUUUUUGGUGGCAGUCUGGUGCUAGCCACAUUUAAGUUUUUAAAAAUUGUUGUUGAUAUCCUAUAGACAGCCCUGUAGUUGAAAUCAUGGUUUUAUUCAUUUUAUUUAUUUUUUAAAACUUACCUAAAUCAGUCUAAAGGAGUAUUUGUGAGACUUACUUUUCUUUCUCUUUACCAUGACAUGACCUAAUAGUCUUUUCUGAAAACAGUUUUGAGGUACUAAUGAACUUAAACUGUAUAUGGAGCUGUUAAGAGAACAGCAGUGCUGUACUGUAGUUAUGUAUAUUCAUGUACAGUGUGUCUUAGAUCCCAGGUAGUCAUAUUCUUUUGUAAGGGGAUGAAUAGCUGCUUUCAAAAAUUCUGGCUAAAUGUAACUGGGUCAAUGAGUAAUAAAACUAAUAGAGAAGACACUUUUGGGGGGGAGAGGGGUGGGGAAGAGUAGUUAUAAGACCAUUAUUGGCCCUUAAUUAAACCUGACACUAAAGUGGAUAUUUUAGUCUUUCUGCAUGUGAAAUUUGGUGUAAGAAGAUAGAACUAUAAUACAUACAGUAUAUGGAAGGAUAGACAUAGUGCUUUGUUCCUCUUAAUUGCAAAGCUGCCAAAAUAGCUGAAGCUUAAUUAUUUGACUUGCCUUGAUUUGUAGGACUGGGGCUUUGAGAAAAGGAGCAGAUGUUCCUCUAAGACUCUGAUUACAGAAGCCUUAUAUACAUUGGUUUGAUGUUGUAUUUGUAGCUCAGAGUCAUUGUUGUCUAAAUCCAACUUUCUAAGUUAGCAAAACAACGUAAAAAAAUUUUUUUUCCCCACAAAGAUCUCAUGGUAACGAGAACCAGCUUACUCUCCCUUCCUUUGGCCAUUAGGGGGAGUUGUUGCCAUUCAUUGAUGUCUAGAAGCAAAUUGUUCACUUUUUUAGAAAAGUGAAUCCUUAAAAAAAAAAAGAAAAAAAUUUAAGAAAUUAUACUUUAUACCCAGAAAGAAUCAUAUUUGAUUUUUCCCUAGUUAAGAAGGUAUAAUGUUCAGCUUCAAAACUCCCAGCAUUAUCAUUAUUCAUUAUUAUUAUUAUUAUUAUUAUUCAAUGUACUGCCAUGAAGUUGUUUUUGAGUUCAUUAAAAAAUUCCAACAGCAUUAGGUUUUUGUUUUUUUUUUAAUGUUUUGUUUUUUAAAUACCUUUGAUAGACGUUUUAUUUACUUCCUAAAUAUUCGGGGGAUUCUAUGAGACCCUGAAUUUUAGAAACAUCUGGUCUACCUCAGUUAAAUGUUGACUGCAUAGAAAUAGAGAUGAAGUGAUUGCCACAGCCAUAAAAUUGUUUGAAUAAGAAAGAUUUAUACAAUGUUUACAAACCUGGAAUCAAGUAAGGAAUUUAUCUGAAAGUGAAAAGUUAGAUAUUAGAGCAAGUGUUUAAUUCAGGUAUUUUCAAGUUUUAAAACUUAACUUGUUUACCUACUAAAAAUAGCUAUAGUUUUUCUGCUUAUGAAAGUCCAUUGAAAUGAUAAUACCCUAAUUUGCAAUAAUUUUCCCAUAAAGUUUUAGGUAUGAAAGAAUUGUAAUUUACUGGAUAUGUUUAGGAUGGGAUAUUUUGUUGGCAGGUUUUUUUUUUUUUUUUAACAUUUAAUAGGCUUCCAACAAGAAUACAGUUGUUUCAAGAACAAAUUAUUUUUUGACAUUAUACUUUUCCCUUUUUCUUCACAGUAUUAGUAAAAUGAUAAAUUGUGCACUCUCUGGUUUUAGUUUCUAAUAUGCUUAUGCUUUUGAGAAUUUUUUAAAAAUUCAAGUUAUCAUCAUAGCCCUUUUUACAAUAAAACCAGCAUUUGUUCUCUCACCAGACCCCAUGUCAGAUUCAUUAUAAAGGAAGCUCAGCAUAAGUAAUUCAAAUCGUGCUUAUAAUUUUGGAGGUGGGGGGGGGCUGAUUUAGUAAAUAUUCCAACCGGUCGUUUUAUGCACAAGGCUUCAGUCAGAACAUAGAAAAAAAAAAAACAUUCUGUGAAUGAAAUAUUGUAUGUUCAGAUUUUAUAAAAGACAUUUUUAAAAGCCCAAUUUACAGCCGUAUAUUUUCUUAUGAUGUAAUUUAUGAAAAAGAUGUCUGUACUAACAGGUGCUGUAACACUACUGUUGUUGGAUUUUAUUGUUUGGUGAUAAAUGUAUACAAUAUUUCUAAGGGAAACUAUGUACUGUGAUGUAAAAGUCUGGGCAAAAUGUAUAUAAUCCUUGUAUAUAAUUGUGUAUUUGAUUAUAAUUACUGAUUGUAAAGAUUUAAUAAAAUAUGUAAAUAUU
Molecule: messenger RNA, 7578 nt
Organism: Acinonyx jubatus (cheetah)
Lineage: Eukaryota; Metazoa; Chordata; Mammalia; Carnivora; Felidae
Gene: EDEM3
Product: ER degradation enhancing alpha-mannosidase like protein 3
Exons: 20
Coding region: 1354-3966 (870 amino acids)
Biological process (GO): mannose trimming involved in glycoprotein ERAD pathway; endoplasmic reticulum mannose trimming; carbohydrate metabolic process
Cellular component (GO): endoplasmic reticulum; membrane
Molecular function (GO): calcium ion binding; mannosyl-oligosaccharide 1,2-alpha-mannosidase activity
Source: RefSeq, a predicted model, not a curated record